Messenger RNA from Heterobilharzia americana, 1009 nucleotides. Lineage: Eukaryota; Metazoa; Platyhelminthes; Trematoda; Strigeidida; Schistosomatidae. The record is from the annotation of a GenBank genome assembly.
UGCUUCGGUUGUUAUAAUACACCAAAGUCCAAUGGACAGAGUAUCCUUCAGUCACCGGUAGUUUGAUUUAGGAACUAACAAGGUCAGCAUGACAGCUAGUGAUGCGGAUAUGAGGGAAUUGCAAUCAAGUGCACGGAAAGUCCUCACUUCCACUAAAGAUCCCCUGGAAAAACUUAAAUGUCAAUGUCUUUUAAGAGGAGCAAAUGGCAUCUUCGGGUUUGGAAGACAGUUUCGUAUCAUGGAUGAUGAUGGGAGCAAAUCCUUAUCUAAAGAAGAGUUCAAAAAAGGCUGUCAUGAUUUUGGAUGUAACCUUUCUCCUGAGGAUGUAGAUGAGCUUUUUAGAAAGCUAGAUAAGGACGGAAGUGGGACGAUAGUUUUUGAUGAGUUUUUGCGGGCAUUGAGACCUCCCUUAUCGAGUGCGCGUAUUGACGUUAUUAAAAAGGCGUUCACCAAGAUGGAUAAAACUGGGGACGGGAAGAUUACGACAGAUGAUUUACGUAACGUGUAUCAAGUUAAACAUGAUGCCAAGUACCAAUCUGGGAAGCUCACCGAAGAACAGGUCCUUAAAGAGUUUUUGAAAACUUUUGAAAGUGAUAAAUCUGUGGAUGGUGUUGUUACAUGGGAGGAAUUUUUGAACUACUACAGUGGUGUAAGUGCUUCCAUAGAUUCUGAUUCUUAUUUCCAAUUAAUGAUGUGGAAGGCAUACGGUUUGUAGCGUGGCCAUCCUUCAUACAAUUUUCAAUCUGAAUGCCAUGUUAAAACAACUUUUCUCGGCAACGUUUCCUAAAUAUCUAUCUGAUACAUAGAUGUCUUUAUUUUUACGAGUUAUAUUGUGUAAAACGGGAAUAUUACACGGAAGUAACAUUUCGAUUUUGUUUUUGUUUGAUAUUACUUUACUACUCCACUCAAAAAUUAACUUUCCACUGUUUGUUUCGUUAAAAAAGAUAUAUUGAUAUAACCUUUCACUUGCUUAAUACUUGUUUCCUCGAAUAAAAUUUUCCCUAAGGGC